Erythranthe guttata (spotted monkey flower) is the source of this 1379-nucleotide messenger RNA. RefSeq names its product putative glucose-6-phosphate 1-epimerase. Lineage: Eukaryota; Viridiplantae; Streptophyta; Magnoliopsida; Lamiales; Phrymaceae. Gene Ontology annotation, cellular component: cytoplasm. Gene Ontology annotation, biological process: carbohydrate metabolic process. The record is from RefSeq and is a predicted model, not a curated record. Gene Ontology annotation, molecular function: carbohydrate binding; glucose-6-phosphate 1-epimerase activity.
UUAUGUCAAUUUUACCAAAAUUGAGGUCCUGAAAAUUUUAGAAAAAGAAAUAAAUUUACAAUUAACUAAAAAAAAUAAGAACACGAAUAGAGAAUACGGGGGUAUUGAGGUAAUUUCACGCCGGAAAGCUCUGUCUAUCGAUUUCAGUUGGAGCCAAAACUAGAUUCUGUUAUUAUUUUAGUAUAAAAGGUGUGAAGAAGGCGGAAAAACACCAUUUUCAAUUUUCUGAUCUGUAGCGGUUACAUAAAUCAUCAUACUGCUUCUUCUUCCAUCCAUCACACACACACACACACACACACACAUUCUGCUGUGUGAUUGCGCAAUUGGCAGUGGUGAACAUGUCAGCGGAAACGGUAUCUUCGUCCAGGGCUCCUCCGCCGCCGCCGGUGCGGGGACCUACGUGUAAAAUGGCAAACCGAGCCAACCGCGGCGGCCUUUCCGUCAUUCUCCAUCAACCUGAUGGCUACUCCGCCGAGAUUCUGUUUUAUGGAGCUCAAGUAGUAUCGUGGAAGACUGAACAUAAACAAGAGUUACUUUUUCUCAGUGAACAGGCCGUUUACAGACCUCCAAAGCCGAUUCGUGGAGGCAUCCCAAUUUGCUUCCCAAAGUUUUUCGACAAAGAACACAUGGAGGGACAUGGAUUUGCUAGAAUCGGAUCAUGGAGAGUCGAGAAUUUGGCACGUGAUACAGCCUUUCCCCCUCCAACACCCGAUAAUGCAUACGUUGAUUUUCUUCUCGAUCAUAAACCCGACGACUUCCAAGACUGGCCUAAUCAUAAAUUUGAGCUCCGUUUACGUGUUAUCCUGGGACCCACUGGAGAUCUGACUAUGACAACUCGUGUAAAAAAUGUCAACACUAAUGGGGAGCCUUUCACGUUCAAAUUUGCCUAUCACUCCUACUUCUCCGUCUCAAAUAUCCGUGCAACUCAGAUUGAAGGAUUGCAAGGGUUGGAUUAUCGGGACUACCUGGAUGAUCACAAUCAAUUCACUGACGAGGCUGAUGCAAUCACUUUUGGAGACGAAUUGGACAGGGUAUAUCUGAACACUCCUGAUGAGAUCUGUAUUAGGGACAUUGAGCUCAGAAGAACUAUUACCAUUCACAAAGAUGCCAGUCUUCCUGAAAUUGUUGUGUGGAAUCCAUGGGAAGUUGAUGCAAGUUCAAUAGCUGAUUUAGGAGAUCAAGAGUAUAAGCAGAUGGUUUGUGUUGAGGCAGCUGCUGUGGAGACUGAAAUCACUUUGUAUCCGAACGAAGAGUGGAUCGGGACUCAGCGCCUUUCUGCAAAGGAAUAUUAACUGCCGUUUUGUUACUUCGCAGUUUCUAAACUCUUUUUUUCCCGUAUACGUGUAAUAUUCUUGAAUUGAAGAGAUUAAGAUCACCUA